Messenger RNA from Stylonychia lemnae, 1896 nucleotides. NCBI's taxonomy places the organism in Eukaryota, Ciliophora, Spirotrichea, Sporadotrichida, Oxytrichidae. The record is from the annotation of a GenBank genome assembly.
AUGAAAUAGUCAUAAAACUAAUAAUCAUCGCACAGACUAAAGUCAAAGAAAGAACAGUAAGCGAUUGCAAAAUAAGAGUCACUCAUCGAGUAGCAAUAGUACUCUAAUGUCCCCUCUUUCUUGUUAAAGACAUACGAUAUCGUCAAUGACCCGAUCUACGACAACAUCAUUUGCUGGAACGAAACCGAAGAUGGGUUCAUUGUAAAGCAACCGAAUGAGUUUGCUGAGAAAAUUUUGCCGAAGUUUUUCAAACAUAACAACUUUUCUUCUUUUGUGCGUUAACUUAAUAUGUAUGAUUUCCAUAAGACGCGCAACAAUUCAAAUGAACAUUGCUUUAGCCAUAAUCUAUUUAAAAAGAACCAAAAAAGUUUACUUAUUGAUAUUAAGAGAAAGAACGCAGUUCCUUAGGCUGAAAAGAUGAUGCCAGGAUAUGGAUAAAUGAAUCAACAGCUAUACCACCAACAAUAUAGCAAAUAUCCACAAACUAAUAGCAGGCCACCUUAAUCUCAUGAUCAUACAUUUGAUGACGGUGGGGAACUAUAUCAUGGAAGAGGGGAUCAAUUAAAUGGACAAGGGUACCCAUAAAACGGACUUAACAUGCUUCUAGACAAUCCUGAUGCACUUAGAUAACUUAAAUACACCUAGCUGGAUGAGAAGCUCAGACAAUAGGACCUAAAAUUGAAAGAAUAUUAAUAAACCAAUUAAAGUUUGUGGCAAGAGCUGUAUAAAUCAAGAGAAAGGGAAUAGAGUCUUGAAAAACUCUUUGUAAUUGCAUUUACUUGUAUCGCUUAAGCAGGUGGAUACAAUCUUGGACCCUAAAGAGAAUUAAUGAACUAAUAAUACAUUUAAAGUUCCAAUGCAACAGCUAACUCCAGUACUAAUCCUCGAGUUAAUGCAACUGGACUAUAAAACAACAAUUAAUCUUCUUAAGCAAAUAAUUCCUCUCUUGACUAACUAGUCUUAAGGAACGAGAACUCAAGCGACAUAAUGGGUUUCAUUACUAAAAUAUUGAAUUAACCAGGAUUGAUAAAUCAAAUUUUGAAUAUAUCCCAAAGUACCUUCAAGGGAAAUAAUUAAGGCUCGAGUAAUAUUGCAGGUUAGUUAGGUUCAUAAAAUUAAAAUUAAGGUCUUUCUUUGUUAGAGUAACUCGCGAAAGGGUUAAAUAAUUCAGGAAACACAAGCUUAAAGAACAAUAUUCAGCAAUUGCUAAGCAAUUUGGCAAGCGGAUCGAACUCAGUCCUUGGUCACAGCUCUAGAAGUGGAUUUACACCUCAUCAAGGAUCUUAUCAAAGAAUAAAUUUCCCUCAAAUUACUAAUCAAAGUUUGAACAUGAAUACUCCUCCAAAUAUGUCCCCUAAUCCAUAUGCAAACUAUGAUGAUAAUUUUGAUAAAGGAAAUUAUGCAGGUUCUGGUUCAAAGAUUCAACAACCAAUUGCUCAUAGAGUCUCAAGGACUAAUUCAUUAGCUGGUUCAAUUGCUGCAUCAGAUGAUGCUUCAUUAUUCAUUGCCAAAGAUUAAGCUGUUUUGUCAGAAGCAGAUAGUGACGAUCAUAGAAAGAGGCUAAGUACAGAACUUAGAAAAGCAUUUGAUUAGUACUUGACUAAUUAUAACUAAACCAAUAAUCAAGGAAUAAAUAUUGAAUCAGGAAGUAAUGAAUAUGCAACUCAACACAACGUAGAAUUUGAGACUAUUUCCAAUAGCACUCAAAAUUCAAAAGUAAAGUAGACAAAGUUUGAAAGUGCUCUAGGAAAAAGAUUAGGCAGCUCUAAAGAUAAUGUAUCUAUCAGUGAUGAAUUGAGUGCCAGAAAUGGAGGAGGAUUUACUCAAUUAUCAGAAAGUAAACUAGAAUGUGAUAUAAUGGAUGUCAACAAAAGUAAUAAGAGAAUGAAGAAGUGA